UGCGUUUGUAUGGGCUAAUAGCAGAAAGGCCCAAAAUAAUUUUAGCAAAUGGAUCCUUGGCUUGGCACCUUCUUAAAAACAUUCCAUAUAGCUUAUUUCCAUAUAUGUACUAUAGUCAUCUAUAGUACAGAACAAUAGUACAUAACAAUCUAUACACAUACACUGUGGAUAAUGGGACAGUUAGACAGUUCAAAAGAAACAAUAUAUGAGAUACCAUAGUAUAGAGUAACAUGAAACUACGGUGGGGACCUUAUGACAUAACAGGCAUGUCAGGUUCACAGAAGAAAUGGGUCACGGGUUGGAACAUUUUACAGGAAGUAUUAAACACUAUGUUCCAGCCAAUGAGGUAUGUUUUCAAGUUUGAAUACUUGAUCUUGGGUUCUCAUUUAAGCACAGACCAAAUCAACACCACCUCCCCAGAGGUUACAUACCAUGAUGGUCAGAUUAGGGGUUGCUGUGAUUAUUCUCAGUGCAGCGUGUAAGUACAAUUUCAUCACUGGUAGUAUAUCUAAAAAAUUCUUGUUGGGGUGCCGUGCAAUUCAAAAUAGUUCAAGCUUCUUGAAGGAUAGGAUAAAUAGACAUUUCAAACGUUCAGCCAACACACAUACCAUCUAAAAAGAAAUAAUAACUUGAGUCAGUUGUCACGCCCUGAUCUGUUUCUCCUGUUCUUGUGAUUGUCUCCACCCCCUCCAUGUGUCGCUUAUUUUCCCCAGUGUAUUUAUCCCUGUGUUUCCUGUCACUCUGUGUCAGUUCGUCUUGUAUGUUUAGCCAAGUCAACCACUGUGUUUUUCCCGUACUCCUUUUCUAUUCUCUUUUUCUAGUUCUCCUGGUUUUGACCCUUGCCUGUUUCUGGACUCUGUACCCGCCUGCCUGACCUUUCUGCCUACCUUGACCACAAGCCUGUCUGCCACUCUGUACCUCCUGGACUCUGAUCUGGUUUUGACCUUUGUGCCUGUCCACGACCAUUCUCUUUCCUACCCAUUUGGAUGAUUAAACACUGUACGACUCCAACCAUCUGUCUCUUGUGUCUGCAUCUGGGUCUCGGCUUGUAUCUUGAUGUCAGUGUUAAUAAACAAAGUAAGAAAAAUACAUCAUAAACAUCUGGAAUGAUUUUCACAUCUUGAUUUUCGAUUAUUUGAAAAGUUCAGACUAUUGUUCUGUUUUGUUUAGCAUAAAUACAGUAUCCUUGUGUUUCUGUUUCCAUUUGAUUUAGAUGUAGACCGUGUUAACCUGCUAAGUCCAGUGACCACUGUUCAACUUGGUGAUCCUGUAACACUGCUAUGUGUUUUCCCAGUAGAAAAAUUCAGCGAUGAGCAAAUACACUGGUACAAGCGAACUGUGGGAGGAAUUCCACAACUUGUCUCAUCGAUGAAUAAAUAUUUAACAGAGCCUGUGUUUCACUCUGGAUUUAAUCAUUCACACUCCAAUGUAAAAUUGGCUCAACCGAUGUUUCGCCUUACUAUCAUGAAGAUGAUCCCAGAAGAAGAAGUAAUGUACUAUUGUGCAAUUGGAAGAGAGAUGACUGAAGUUUAGAGAUGGCACAUUUAUGUUUUUAAAAAGUAAAAUAAUUGUACUUUCUAUUUAUUGGACAAUUUGUUAAGUAAAAAGACAAAACAAAUGCCUGCCACUUUUGUGAUUUCUCAGCUAACAAAAAGACUGCAGUAAAAUAUGUUUAUCUUAUAUUAUCUGAACGUCUGAAAAUUACUCUGUUCUGAGUAUUUAGGGAACGGUCAGAGGUCUGACUCAACCAGCAGGAGUCAUUUACACCUCUGGGAACAGGAGUGAUGAUUGUGAGAAGAGCCCUGAGACUCCAUCUCCGACACAGAGUUGUGUCUACAGCCUAUCCAAGAACAACCGCAGCCCUUCUGAUGCUGGGACUUACUACUGUGCUGUGGCCACAUGUGGAGAGAUCCUGUUUGGUAACAGAACCAAACAUAUCACUAUUAAAGGAAACACAGUGGAUCCCAUUGUCCUCAGCUUGAGAGCAGCAGUGGCUGUGUGUGUGAGUGUCAUUUUUAUACCAACAACAAGAGUCAAACACGUGAUCAUUGUAAAGUGCUUGGAUUUCUAUCUGUUGAUACAGCAAGUGUCUCUCAGCAUAUUCACCAUGAUGAUAACCUCUCAUCAGAGCAGUCAAGUGGUCAGUCUUGAUUCACUCUGAAGAAGUUCCUCUACAAAUUCCAGUGACCACAGCUCAGCUCGGAGAGUCUGUAUCUCUUCCAUGUUUUUCUCAGAGACAAUUGAUUAUUUCCAAUGGCUGUACUGGUACAAGCAAACUGCUGGUCAAAUGCCCCAAGUUGUGGCAACUGUGGAAAAGAAAAAAUCUGCACAUUUUGUUCUAAAUGGAGAGUUUAACAACAUACGUUUCACAAUGGAGGAAGUAAAAGUUGGAUAUCUUCUCAUCAUCAACAAUAUCAGCAGAUCAGAUGAAGCAGCAUACUUCUGUGGAAUAGGAACAAUGUAUGAGAUGAAGUUUAGAAAUGGAACAUUUUUGUCUGUAAAAGGUGUCAGUCAGAAGAGGUCACACUACCAGACUGUAGAACAACAGCCAGUGUUUGACCCAGUCCAUCCAGGAGACUCUGUGACUCUACAGUGUACAGUACUCUCUGAGACCUGUGCAGGACUACACAGUGUGUACUGGUUCAGAGCUGGAUCAGGAGAAUCCCAUCCAGGAGUAAUUUACAUCCCUGAAAACAGGAGUGAUGAGUGUGAGAAGAGCCCUGAGACUCCCUAUCCUACACAGAGCUGUGUCUACAGCCUCUCCAAGAACAACCUCAGUUUCUCUGAUGCUGGGACUUACUACUGUGCUGUGGUCACAUGCGGGGAGAUCCUGUUUGGCGACGGAACCAAACUUAACACCAUUAAAGGAAGCACAGUGGAUCCCUUUGUCCUCAGCUUGGGAGCAGCAGUGGCUGUGUGUGUGAUUGUCAUUUUUAUUCUUUCUUGUAACAAAAACAAGAGACAAACAUGUGAUCAUUGUAAAGCAAGUGUCUCUCAGCAUAUUCACCAUGAUGAUAACCUCUCAUCAGAGCAGUCAAGUGGUCAGGUGCCAAACACAGAUUUGUUAAAUUAUGCUGCAUUGCAUUUCUCUGAGAAGAAAACUAAAAGAGGAAGAAAGAAGAGAGAGACACCACAGGAGAGUGUGUACUCUGAUAUCAGGUACUGAGACUGGGAUUGAACUGUUUCAGAUACAGCAUAGACUAAAUUAUCUCAGUCAAGUGUCUCCAUUUAGACAAAAUGUAAGAGUUUUGGUUAAGAAAAUCUCAGGACAUUGCUCUUGUUUGAAAUUUUACAAAUGUAAGAUACAAUUUCCCAUUACAAUACCAUACACAAUGGAAUUACAACCCUUUUUCUGCUCAAAUAGUGUUCCACUUACUCUGAGCUAGCUGAUGUCAACUGGUAGCAGGAGGGACUUCAUCUUUAAAUAUCUAUGUAUAUGUUGGUAACAUUGAGCAAAACGUUGAAUGGAACCUUAUCGUAUGGGGUUUAUAUGUGCUAAAUAAUUUUUGUUCCUUCAUUAUCACGCAUCAAAUUAUAACUAUAAAUGAGUAUUAUCAUUAGAAUUAGUAGUAUUAUCAUUAGAAUUGUAUAUCACUGAAUAUUUCUAG
This is a messenger RNA of Oncorhynchus gorbuscha (pink salmon), 3608 nucleotides long. RefSeq lists its product as uncharacterized. Bases 2222 to 3166 code for a protein of 314 amino acids. The record is from RefSeq and is a predicted model, not a curated record. Lineage: Eukaryota; Metazoa; Chordata; Actinopteri; Salmoniformes; Salmonidae. Gene Ontology annotation, biological process: response to bacterium. The transcript is spliced from 8 exons.